AUGGCGUCAUCACACAAGUUCUUCCCGGCCGUCCUCCUCCUGCUGCUGGUUGUCACCAUGGAGGUGGCGCCGGCGUACGCGGAGGAGGCGAGGGUGUGCGAGACGGAUAGCACUCGGUUCAAGGGGAUAUGCAUGGUUGGCACAAACUGUGCCAACAUUUGCCUUACCGAGGGCUUCACCAGCGGCAAGUGCUCCGGCUUGAAGAGGAAGUGCAUUUGCACCAAACCAUGCUAG
Messenger RNA from Triticum urartu, 234 nucleotides. RefSeq names its product defensin Tk-AMP-D1.1-like. Lineage: Eukaryota; Viridiplantae; Streptophyta; Magnoliopsida; Poales; Poaceae. Gene Ontology annotation, biological process: defense response. The record is from RefSeq and is a predicted model, not a curated record.